AUGGCGUACGCACAUGCCAACGCCGCCAUGAUUGCAUCCACCAUCCCUCGCACCUUCGCCUUUUCUCUCCGACACCACCGCCACCGACACAUUCAUCAAGUAAGGAGGCCUUUGAGACUUGACUUUGUUGUGGUCAGUGCCCCCCUGAGCAGCACAAAUCAGCCUCGUCUUGAUGAUGAAGAGGAAGAAUUAAAGGAGGAGGAAAUCAAAUGA
This is a messenger RNA of Penicillium pulvis, 213 nucleotides long. RefSeq lists its product as uncharacterized. The record is from RefSeq and is a predicted model, not a curated record. The coding region runs from base 1 to 213 and encodes 70 amino acids. NCBI's taxonomy places the organism in Eukaryota, Fungi, Ascomycota, Eurotiomycetes, Eurotiales, Aspergillaceae. The transcript has a single exon.